CUCAGCGUAGAUGGAUGAGGAACAGAGCUGGUGCUCACAGGAAGCCACGAGCCCUUCAAAGGCUCCUGUCGUUCUCAGCGCCGUGCUUCUUGAGCAAGCCAGGCAUUGCCUCGCAGACCUGCCUUGGAGCCACUUUCAGAAACGCAAGGUAAGGGGCCGGCGUGGCGGGGGUGGUGGUGAGGGGUCGCGUUCCCAGGGCCUCAGGCCCUGCGUUGCUUUGUCCACAGGUGUGUGGACUUUGGAAGCCCUGAAAGCUGCCCAGCCACACAGCUAACCCCAUCUCUCAGGCAUCCUGGUCAUCCUGCUGGUCGUUCUGUUGGCACCUGUCCUGCAGCUCACACACAACCUACCCUCCCAGCCUUCAUCUGACUGGCUCUCACAUACACACAGGGCUCUCCUCCUGCACACAUCUGGCCUAAGCCACAGGCUCAGAACACACAGCUAAUUUUCAUUCAACAUAUACACUUUUCCGCUUCUGGCUUCUAUCAAGACUCCCAGGUCAAGAAACACCCGCCAAAUAAGGCCUGCAGAAUAAUUCCAGCCAUUUACCAGCUGUGUUGACUUUCGUUUCUUCUUCUGAUAAUUUCCUAACACCCCAGUCUCUCUUAUUCCUUUCAUUUUCACUGGUAAAAUUAUGGAGGAAGGCUAGAAUUGUUAUUCAUUUAACUAGAAUUGGUAAUCAUUUAACACAGUUUUAUUUUUUAUUUUUUUGAGACCCUGAGAUGCCCCAGGUCUUCAGCAUCUGUUUGCAGGAAUAAACCAAAACCUCUCUCUUGAGAAACACAUAGCUUGGGUGUUUGGGUGUGUGGUGGUCAGGGUGGGAGAUGGGGAAUAGAUGUGAAUUAUCGAACAAUGUGAAAAGGUUUUGAUAAGGAAUAUCAGGGUGCCACUAAGAAGGAUACAAGAGGAGGUGGCCUUGAGUCAGAAAGCCUCCUGCAUUGUUCCGAUUCACAUGUGGACGUGUGAAUAACUUUAAGAAGGUUUUAACCUCUUCAUCUGCCAAUUUAGAUAAGAAAUGAGGGUGGUUAGCGAGAUAGAGAUUUUAUUUCUGGCUAUGAUGUGCCUUUUCUAGAUCUGUCCUGCUAAUUCCCACUCUGAUAGGAUUCAGUGUGUAAGAUUGAUUUUUUACAUGUGGUUUCGAUGAAAAGGCCAAAAAUUUCCCUCAAUUUACCCAACUGAAUACUGCAACCUUCUACAGGACCUGGAAAACACAUUUGCUGCAUUAGUGUCAGGUUGGCCCAGGAGUGGCCAGCCACCCAGCCUGGGAGGCUAGGUGUGUUCCAACUAAGAAGGUGCUCCAGAGGGAACAUGGGGCUUGGGUGUGGCAUGCUAGGGCCCACCCCGACCAGCUCUCAGGAGCUGAUUGUUAAAUCUUCAGGAAUUUUUGAGGCGGUUGGUGGCUUGAACUUGGCCAUGGUGGGAGUAUUUACACCACGGAAACCAGCAAGAGCCAUAAAUCAGAGCCCCCCCCUCCCCUGCACCUCUGCCCUCCCAGACCUGGUUCACCAGCACAUCACUGGGACUUGGGGCCCGAGGAACAUGUUCUCUACAUGGCUGUGUGGCCUUCAGGAGGCAUUUAACUUCUCUGAGUCUUUCAUCUACACCAUGGCUCAGUAUGCUUAUUUGGCUUAGUGUACCAGGUUUUUGUUGGAGGGGGGUGUGGGAACAGGAGCACAGGACUGGGAUUGAAUGUACGAUAUGAGUGAACAUGCUCUGAAAUCCUAUGAAGUACAAAGCACACAGGAGGAAUUAGAAUUUUUUUUUUUUUUUUCACGGUACGUGGGCCUCUCACUCUUGUGGCCUCUCCCGUUGCGGAGCACAGGCUCUGGACGCGCAGGCUCAGAGGCCAUGGCUCACGGGCCCAGCCGCUCCGCGGCAUGUGGGAUCUUCCUGGACCGGGGCACGAACCUGUGUCCCCUGCAUCAGCAGGCGGACUCUCAACCACUGCGCCACCAGGGAAGCCCUAGAAUUUUUAAAAAAAAAUAUUUUCUUGGUCCUUGCCCCCUUUUCUUUUAUUCUUUUUUUUUUAAAAAAAUAUUUAUUUAUUUGGCUGCAUCGGGUCUUAGUUGUGGCACGCAGGAGCUUCGUUGUGGCAUGUGGGCUCUCUAGUUGUGGCGCGCAGGCUCAGUUGCCCAGCGGCAUGUGGGAUCUCAGUUCCCUGACCAGGGAUCGAACCCGCAUUCCCUGCAUUGGAAGGUGGAUUCUUAACCACUGGACCACCAGGGAAGUCCCAGAAUUUUUACAUAAAGGCAAGAGGCCAACCUGGUUCCCUUCUAGCCUGAUGAUUUACCUAAGUCAUCACUGAAUUUUUGGUGUUAUAGUCUGAAAGGGAAACAUGCAUAGAUUUUAAAAUCUUUUUUUAAUUUUUUUUUUGGCUUUCAUGUCAGAAAGGCCCUGGGUAAAGUUCUGUUGGGCACGUCAGCUAGUGUUGUCAUUCUUGUGAGUGAUUUCAGUAAUGCCAGACUAGCUUUCAGAAAUAUAUGUUUGAAAAACACCUCAUCGUUGGGACUUCCCUGGCAGUCCAGUGGUUAAGACUUUGCCUUCUGGUGCAGGGGAUGCGGGUUCGAUCUCUGGUCAUGGAGCUAAGAUACCACAUGCCUCAUGGCCAAGAAACCAAAAAACAUAAAACAGAAGCAAUAUUGUAACAAAAUUCAAUAAAGACUUUAAAAAUGGUCCCUAUAUUGAAAAAAAAAUCUUAAAAAAAAAAAAAGAAAAACCUCUUGUUGAUAAGGAGGUUUUACUACCCCCGCUUACAAAUAGGAGAACCAGAGCUCCCAGCAGAGGGGUAGGAAACGUGGCAGAGCUGUAAUUUGGAAUCUGCCUCCAAAGGGCAGGAUUAUUUCACUUUGGCUGCACUGCCCUUCAGUUCAAGGACCUGAGCCCUUCAAUGUGGGAAGGUUGGGAAGAGUGUAUGAUGAUCUGGGCAAAACACGAAGCAGCUGUGCUCUUGUAGGCAGCACUGUUCUGAUUUGCUUUUGUUCUGAUAGAAAUCUUGUUGGCUCUUUCACUCAUUAGGUUCUUCUGGUUGGGCUCAGACCUGCUGUGACGAGCCUGUAAAUCUGAAAAUGAACCCCACGGGUAUAGCAGACACCACCCUGGAUGAAAGCAUCUAUAACAAUUAUUAUCUUUAUGAAAGCAUCCCCAAACCUUGCACCAAGGAAGGUAUCAAGGCAUUUGGGGAGCUCUUCCUGCCCCCGCUCUACUCCUUGGUCUUUCUGUUUGGUCUGCUUGGAAACUCUGUGGUGGUUCUGGUCUUGUUCAAGUACAAGCGGCUCAAGUCCAUGACCGACGUGUACCUGCUCAACCUUGCCAUCUCGGACCUGAUCUUUGUGCUCUCGCUCCCCUUCUGGGGCUACUAUGCCGCAGACCAGUGGGUGUUCGGGCUCGGACUCUGCAAGCUAGCUUCCUGGAUGUACCUGGUGGGCUUCUACAGUGGCAUAUUCUUCAUCACACUCAUGAGCAUCGAUAGGUACCUGGCCAUUGUGCACGCGGUCUUCUCCCUGAGAGCGAGGACCUUGACGUACGGGGUCAUCACCAGCGUGGCCACGUGGGCAGUGGCUGUGCUCGCCUCCCUCCCAGGCCUUGCGUUCAGCACGUGUUAUACUGAGUACAACCACACCUACUGCAAAACCAAGUAUUCUUUCAACUCCACGAGGUGGAAGGUUCUGAGCUCCCUGGAGAUCAACAUUCUAGGGCUGGUGAUCCCCUUGGGGAUCAUGCUGUUCUGCUACUCCAUGAUCAUUAGGACCUUGCAGCACUGCAAAAAUGAGAAGAAGAACAAGGCAGUGAAAAUGAUCUUUGCCGUGGUGGUCCUCUUCCUGGGGUUCUGGACCCCUUACAACGUGGUGCUCUUCCUGGACACCCUGGUGGAGCUAGAGGUCCUUCAAGACUGCACCUUUGAGAGACACCUGGACUAUGCCAUUCAGGCCACAGAGACCCUGGCUUUUGUUCACUGCUGCCUUAAUCCGGUCAUCUACUUUUUCCUGGGGGAGAAAUUUCGCAAGUACAUCGUACAGCUCUUCAAAACCUGCCGGGGCACUUUGGUGCUCUGCCAGUACUGUAGGCUCCUCCCGAUUUACCCCGACAUCCCCAGCUCAUCUUACACACAGUCCACGGUGGACCACGAUCUCCACGAUGCUCUGUAA
Physeter macrocephalus (sperm whale) is the source of this 4145-nucleotide messenger RNA. RefSeq names its product C-C motif chemokine receptor 4 (gene CCR4). Gene Ontology annotation, cellular component: membrane; external side of plasma membrane. The coding region runs from base 3066 to 4145 and encodes 359 amino acids. Lineage: Eukaryota; Metazoa; Chordata; Mammalia; Artiodactyla; Physeteridae. The transcript has a single exon. The record is from RefSeq and is a predicted model, not a curated record. Gene Ontology annotation, biological process: positive regulation of cytosolic calcium ion concentration; cell chemotaxis; immune response. Gene Ontology annotation, molecular function: C-C chemokine receptor activity; C-C chemokine binding.